This is a messenger RNA of Rotaria socialis, 975 nucleotides long. NCBI's taxonomy places the organism in Eukaryota, Metazoa, Rotifera, Eurotatoria, Philodinida, Philodinidae. The record is from the annotation of a GenBank genome assembly.
AUGAAUAGUAGAAAAGAAAAUCAAAAAUAUCCACUUGUCGUAAUACAUAAUGUAACAACAUUUUCAAAUAAGCAAAUCGAGCAGUAUUGCAAAAAAUAUGAUAAAGAUAUUCGUUGUUUUCGUAAACGAAAUCGAAAUAACCAUGAAUAUGUACAUGUUUUAUUUUCGUCGAUUAUAUCUGCGAAUAAUUUUCUAAAUGAGCGACCUCAUUUUAUUCAAAAUUGUCGAAUAAAUACAUCAUUAGUUAGUGAUCCAUUAUGUGGACCAAAAUUUGUUUGCAUACAAAUCGAUAAAUAUGCUUCUAUUACUGAAGACAAUCUAUACGACUAUACAUCAAAACAUUUUGGACGUAUACUUAAUUGUGUUUUAUAUGAUUCACGGGGUUAUGCGUUUAUUGAAUUUCAUCAAGUGGACGAUGCACAUCGUGCAUUAGCAUCAUCAGAUCAUCAGUUAAAUGGUUGUUCAAUUCAAUAUUGUCCUCGAAAUAAGUCGUCGAAGAUUCUUCCAUUAAUUUCAUUGACAAGACUUAUUCAUAUUGGAAAUUUUUUAAAUAAAGAUCAAGAAAAUCUUCCAUUAUAUUUUCCUAAUUUACAGAAUUUUUCAAUACAUAAAAAUUGUUAUGGGCAAAAAUAUAUAUUGGGUAUAUUUAAUCUAAAUGAUAGUAUUAAAUUAUUAUUAAAACGAGCUUUUUGUUUAAAUGGACGUGUAUUGAACAUAUUCAUAGAUAAUGAUGAUAAAUUAACUGAGUGUAAUAAUUAUCUACUUGUACGUAACGUAUCUUAUCGUCUCAAUGAUUAUAAUUUACUUGAAUAUUUUUCUCAAUAUGGUCGAAUACUCAAUUGUUAUAGAUAUGGACAAACAGAUGCAUAUCGUAUACAAUAUCGUGAUAAAUCAAGCUUAAAUAAAGUAAUAGAAUUCAAUCGCAUACACGUUAUUAAAAGCAUUCGCAUGCAAAUUGAAGGUGAAAAAAAUUAG